Molecule: messenger RNA, 8755 nt
Organism: Bombyx mori (domestic silkworm)
Lineage: Eukaryota; Metazoa; Arthropoda; Insecta; Lepidoptera; Bombycidae
Gene: svr
Product: carboxypeptidase D
Exons: 22
Coding region: 227-4417 (1396 amino acids)
Biological process (GO): protein processing; peptide metabolic process
Molecular function (GO): metallocarboxypeptidase activity; zinc ion binding
Source: RefSeq, a predicted model, not a curated record
UCACUGUCAGUCAGUCUACAGAUUUUGGGUAGGUAGGUGCUUAGGUGCAUGUUAGUCAUCGUCAUUGUUUAUUUAAUUAAUAAAGUGCAAUUGGACAUCAGUUCUUUGGAAUUUCGCUUUUACGAUAUGUAAAACAAUCAUAACAUAGCUUAUGAAUCGUUUACGAAGAUAGUGCAAAUGCAAUACAGUGAUCUCUGAUUUCGAAAGCCCCGUUCAUACGACAAAGAUGUAUCGCUGGAUUCGCAUGUUGAUACUGCUGUUUUCUCUAACAAUCGCCAAAGCACAAGUUUCAGCAGUCACAAAUGAGGACGAAUCCUUUCUAAAGACAUCAAAUUAUACGAAAUACGACCAACUUGGUAUUCUAUUUGACAAACUCGAAAGCACCUAUCCGGAUCUGGCGAAGUUAUAUUCGAUUGGGAAUUCCGUCGAAGGUAGGAAGUUGCUGGUACUACAAAUAACGCAGGACGUGCAGAAUGAACACCCGGAACGUCCAGCGUUUAAAUACGUGGCAAAUAUGCACGGCGAUGAAUCGAUUGGAAGACAAAUAGUGAUAUAUUUGGCUCAGUACUUGUUAUUGAACUAUGGUAAAAAUGAAAGGGUCACGAAGCUGGUGAACAGCACAGAUAUACACUUGAUGCCAUCUCUGAACCCGGAUGGGUUUGAGGCUAGUGAGGAAGGAAACUGCGAAUCGUUAAGAGGCUACGUCGGUCGUAGUAAUGCAAACGGCGUGGACUUGAACCGCGAUUUUCCCGACCAGUUCGACAAGAAUCAUGCGAACGAUGACGAAUAUUUAUAUAGCGGACGGCAACCGGAGACCGUGGCCCUCAUCCGGUGGGUCCUGAACAAACAGUUUGUGCUGUCGGCUAACCUUCAUGGAGGGGCUAUUGUGGCGAGCUAUCCAUACGACGACGUAGGGCACGGAAAGAACAACGGGAAGGAUUGUUGCGAAGAGAGCAGGUCGCCCGACGAUGCCGUGUUCAGACACCUGGCCAAUUCGUACGCGUCUAGGAACGCGGACAUGAGGGCCGGGGACCGAUGUAAGCCGGAGAACUUCACUAAUGGCAUCACCAACGGCGCUAACUGGUAUUUCGUGCAGGGUGGAAUGCAAGACUUUAAUUACAUCCACUCGAACUGCUUCGAGGUGACCUUCGAGCUCUCCUGCUGCAAGUACCCGCGCGCCGAGGAACUGCCCUCGUAUUGGCACAUGAACAAGGAGGCGAUGGUCGCGUUCGUCGAGCAGGCUCACAUCGGCAUCAGCGGCGUGGUGCUGGACGAGGACGGCGCACCUGUGAAGGACGCGCAUAUCUUAGUGGACGGCAUCAAACACCCGGUCAGCACCACGCAGCACGGCCGCUACUGGCGACUCCUCACUCCCGGACAGUACAAUGUCACUGUCAAAGCUUCAGGGUUCGUUUCCCCACCGCCCACAACGGUGACCGUCCCAGAAAACCAGACCGCCGCCGUCCCGCUCAAUCUGACCGUCCACCGUCGGCCGCGUUCGAUAGUCGACGUGCAUCCGGGCAAAUCUCCAGUCCAUAGCAGGACGACGCGUCGUCACAAUAUCGACGGGCUUUCCGCAGAGGAUUUUGUCCAUCACAAUUACGAGAAGAUGGAGUCUUACCUCAAGGACCUCAACGCGAUGUACUCCAAUAUCACGAAGCUGACCAGCAUCGGCAAAUCGGUGCAAGGAAGAGAGUUAUACGUACUGGAGGUUACCAGAGAUCCAGGCGUGCAUAUUCCCGGGAAACCGGAAUUCAAGUACGUAGCCAAUAUGCAUGGAAACGAAGCCGUCGGACGCGAACUUCUGCUGUUGUUAGCGAAGUACUUGUGUCAGCAGUACGUCGCCGGCGAUGAACGAAUACAGAACAUGCUGAACAACACGAGGAUCCACUUGCUGCCGAGCAUGAACCCUGACGGCUACGAGACUGCCAGACCUGGUGAUUUCGAUGGUUUGAAGGGUCGCACUAAUGCACACGAUGUUGACUUGAACAGGAAUUUCCCCGAUCAGUUUGGAAGUACCGAGGAAAAUGAAGUCCAAGAGCCGGAGACGUCGGCGGUGAUGAAGUGGUCGCAGUCGAUCCCGUUCGUGCUGUCGGCCAACCUGCACGGCGGCGCGCUGGUCGCCAACUACCCCUACGACGACAACCCUAGCAUGCGCAGCGGGAAGGAGUUCCUGUCUCCCGACAACCCUGUCUUCGUCCAUCUCGCUCAUGUUUACUCGGACGCCCACCUCAAGAUGCACUUAGGGAAGCCCUGCAAGAACUACUCCAGGGAAAUGUUCCCGGACGGCACCACGAACGGAGCUAAGUGGUACGUGCUCGCGGGCGGCAUGCAAGAUUGGAACUACCUGCACACAGACGACAUGGAGCUCACGCUAGAGCUGGGCUGCUACAAGUUCCCUCCUGCCGCGGACCUUCCCACCUACUGGCAGGACAACAGGGAAGCUCUCUUGCAGUACAUAGAACAGGUCCACACCGGAGUCCACGGCUUCGUCUAUAGCCACAUAGGUCACGGCUUGUCCAACGCCACGAUAACUGUGUCCGGGAUCAAGCACGCGGUCCACACGGCCCGGGCCGGCGACUACUGGCGGCUGCUGAGGCCGGGCGUGUACAACGUCACCGCCAGCAGACAGGGUUAUGAGAGUGUGACGGAGGAGGUGACGGUCCCUCCCGCCGGCGCGGUCAGCCUCAACUUCACGCUGAUGGCGGACGACUCGCAGCACUGGUCCUCCGCCUACGACUUCCGUAUAUUGGAUAACGUUUUGAACACGAUGUACCACACCCCUCUGCAAAUGUACGCGGCCCUAUCUGAAUUGGAGAACAAGUAUCCGAGCAUAGCGGAGUUCCGGGCCGGGGACAGCCUGGUCACCUCCAAGUUCCAUCAGCUCAAGAUGACUUCGAAUGUCGGCUCUCCAGAGGAGACCAAAUUCCACAUUGCGAUAAUGAGCAGCCUGUACGCGACCCAGCCUCUGGGCCGGGAGAUGCUUCUGAACUUUGCACGUCACAUCGCCACCGCCUACACCAUCGGCGAACCGAAACACCAACGCCUACUGAACAACACCGUCCUCCACUUCAUACCGAACAUCGACCCGCUCAACUCGAAGAUAAUCAAGCAAUACGACGGCACCGACAAGUGCGACCUCACCGCCCUCGAGGAAGAGUUCGGCGAUAGCCUGUACAACUACCUGACGAAGACCAACAUGAACCCACUCUCGAAUUACACCAGCGAAACGGCCUUCAUCGAAAUGCUCAAAUCGGAGAAGUACGACUUGAUUCUAGAACUCUCUUCCGGCACAGAAGACGUGUCUUACCCUGAAGCUUCGAAGGAACUGUACGAGAAAUACGCCCGGACGUACCAGGACCACAGGAACCCAAGCGAUAAGUACGAGUGUCGGCCGUUGGACAGCAGUGUCCACGGUCAGCUCGUGGACUUGCUGUGCGAGCGGCUCGACGUGCCCGUGGUGUCCGUGGGGUUGAGCUGCUGCAGGAUGCCCGUCGCCGACCAGAUCGGCUGGGUCUGGAGAGACAACCUGGGCGGCAUCAUGAAGUUCGUCGAGCAAGCCAAUACCGGCGUCGUGGGAUACGUAAAGAACGAGAUGGGAAAGCCGGUCCGCGACGCCACCAUAGCCAUCACCAGCUUCUCGAAGCAGUACCGGGUGACGAGCAACAUGGCGCACUACCACGUGAUGCUGCCCGCGGGCGUCUACAAGGUCAUCGUGCGCGCUCACAACUACAAGGAUCGGAUCCUAACUUGGAACGUCCUGGACUCCAAACUGAAGCAAAUCGACAUAAUACUGCAGAGGACGAAUGCGGAGAGGAUAUCUGGUGGUCAAUUCGAGGACAUCCAAGUUCCAGAGGAUCCUAAUGUCGUUUAUACCAUGGGGCUGGUCCUGUCCCGCAGCAGCGAGCCGCUGGGCGGGGCCGAGCUGGCGGUGCGCGGGGCGCGCGCGGGCGGCGUGCUGGCGCGCAACACCAGCGACGCGCACGGCCGCUUCGUGCUCGCGCUGCCCGCCGGGUACAAGGGGAAGCAGGUCGCGAUAUCCGCCGCCUCCGACGGAUACGUCACCAAGCAGAUGGACGUCUUGAUCAACAGCGUGGACAACUUAACGCCCAAUUUGAUAUUUAAGCUGGACAGCGACGACAAUGUUCUAGGGAUGCCACGUCUCGUUUUCGUCAUGUUGUCUGGCGUGGUGGGCGUGUCGCUGGUGGUGCUGGGGGCGUGGUGCUUCAGCUGCCGCGAGCGCGCCCGCCACUCGCGCCGCGACUACCUGUUCACGCAGCUGCCCGGGGACGACAAGCGCCCGCUCUGCGAGCCUGAUUUGAUCCGCAAGCCGUUCUACGACGAGGAGGACAUCCCGUUGACGGAGACCGACUCAGAGGAAGAUGUCGUGCUGCUGCAGACCGGACGAGAGCAAUGAUUUCCGGUGGGGAGGGGGGGAGGGUUCAAGUCCUGCGGCAGAAGUGGGGCUGAGGAGGCUCCAGGUGCGUGCACCAGCCUCUUGUUCCUCAAUUACUCAUCCUAUUCUAGUGAACGAGGAGUCUUGAGCAUAUUAGGCUUCCACAUGGCAAUCUUGACAAAAGUCGAUAUUGGUUACCAACACUAUUCUAUAUGUUACCAAUCGACCUAAAGUCAUUGAUGCUUACGGACUAAACUUGAACGAGAUAUUCGAGAUCUCGUUAUUUCAAAUUCAACAUAAUCAUGAUAACGAAAAUCGAUAUUUUUAAACUCAUCAUCGAUAUUAUCACAUCUCAUCGUAGACAACCCUAUGAAUGUCGGCAUAUCGAAUUAGCUCUAGACAAAAUCGUGAAUUGGAUUGCAAUCGAUUGUAAUAAAAGAUACUGUUGGCUCACCGUUUUUACCUGAGAUGUGAAUUGAAAUGUGAAAUGUGAAUGUCAAUUCUGAAACACUUACACGUGAUAGCAAUAUUUAAGGUAUGUUAUAGUUUUUGUAAGAGUCAGUAUCACGUCUUGCCUCUUUCUGCUGUAAAGCAAAUCUCCCGUUUUGAUUCCAGUCUUAAAUAUCUGCUAUACAAAUAGAAUGGAGGUUUUUAUUACAAUAUGGCGCCAUUAGCUUUGUCUAUGGAAAAACCUUGAAAUGAUAAAAAGGACUAAAUACACUAGUAUCGUUUAUAAUAAUAUAAUUUUGUCUACGGAUAAACUCUGUAAUGAUAAGGACCAAUUUACUAUUAUAUAAUAAUAAUUGUCAUCAAUCUCUGUGCAAACUCUUGUGCCUUUAUCUCGAAUUAAAAAAUAGUUUAUAAGUUUUACUUUUAAUUUUUAAUCGGUAAAUUCAAUUCAGAAUAUUAUUUAUUUAUAAGUAUCAUAAAUUAGCUCAGUAGUAAAUCAUUAAAACUCCUGAAGCGAUAAUCUCGGUUGGGAUUCAUAGAUCCGUCCAUACAUUGAUUAAUUACAAAAUCAAAAUUAUAUUUAACAACUAAAUCGCUUCUCAAGACUAUUUUUCGAACAGUAUUAAAAAAAUGUUAUGGGAAUUCAAAUUUUCAAAAUUCCCAGGUUUUUCUUUAAAAAAAAAAAUUAUAUAUGGACCGUUUAUUUUGAAAGUGGUGUAAGUCCAUUUUCUUUUUUUUUUCGAGAAAAUUAAAGGUUACUAUAUUUGUUGAUUUAAAAAUACAGGCAAAUCAUAUGAGGUCUGGCUAUGCCACCUACCUCUGUCAAUUGGACUUACCCCACUUUCAUAAUCGAUGAUUAUGCAAUUUCACUUACCGACCGAUUUUAAGUUGUACAAAACAUGAGUUUUUUUUGAGAAAUUAAACACGGACUAGUUAUAUAUAAAAAAAUUACAUGAAAUUAAGCAUGAAUUACGUGAUAGCUCAUUUUUCUCAAAAAUGGACUUACACCACUUUCAAAAUAAACGGUCUGUAUAAUUGUUAACAGUUCCUUUUGGAUAAAAUUAAAUAAACAUAUAAAUAUAUUUAUAUUAAAUUAUUAUGAAUUUCGUUCACAAUAAUACUAAAUAAAUUAGGAAAAUAAGAAACGGUAAAAAAAAAUUAAUAAAAAAAUAAAGAAUAAUUUAAAAAAAAAGUUUUUUCACAGAUGAAAAUAUGUACUAUAUAUAAAUGUGUUAAUUUGUUGAGUUUGCUCUGAGUUUAGGGGCGAGGCUUAAUCACAAUGUCGCACGCAGCUUGCGAACCAAAUUACGAAGGGAAGCAAUGAUUUAUUAUAUAAAACCAUCAGACUAUUUUUAAGGCUCAUAAAAUCAGAAUACACAAUUUGUUACAAUAUUAUACUACUUAUAUAAACAAUAUUGUUAUGAUGAAUCAAUUAUGAUUAAGUUGAUACGAAUUAGAAAUAUAUAUUAUAUUGAAGGGUGAAAGACCAUUUGGGCUAAGUGACAUUUUUGCAACUUUACAGGAGAGCUAUUUAAUGGUUAAAAUUUGGAAUAAUAAAAAUCGGUUGUCUGUAAAGUCGGCUUACUGACGAUAGUUGAACGUGACAACGUCAUAAGAAAAUACUGAUGGAAUGGUCUCAUUUUUCAAAAGAAAAUUUUAAUUUUAUUUGUUUGAUAGAUAUUUUGUAUGGACAAUUGACACCACAUUCACUUUUCACUGAACUUCAGACUUGACGAAAACAUGUAAAUGUAUUAUUGUAUAGCAGCUGUCCACGCGGAUGCAGCGCUCACUCAAGUAGGAGAGAGACAGAUGUGAACGCUGUCGAACGCGGAGGCCGAUUGUGCCUCUUUGUCGCUCGUUGCGCGUUCUCGCUUGCACUUCAAGCCUUAAAUGGAACGCCUCAGUUUUUUCGUGCGUGCAGCCGGCUCCAUCGAAUUAUAAGACGUUGUCACGUCAAAAAUGUAACAAAGAAUACAUCGAACUGUGGACGUUAAUACCAAAUAAAACGCACCUUUAAUUACAAAGAUAAAUGUCGCUUAUACCAAAUAGCUUUUCACCCCUCGAUAUGAUGUAAUCAUAUAACCCAUACGAAUUAGAAUCUUAAAAUAUCAAUUAUCGGUAUUAGUAGGUGUAAACAAAUUAUUUUGCGCAAACUGAACUUUAUUGUAAUAGUAAUAAGGGUAUCUUUCUCAAGUCCACUUGACUUAUCAUGUAAGAUAAAUCUAGGUUGUAACUGAAAAUUUAGUAAAACUGUAAUUUAGUAAAAACAUAAUUGGGCUCGACUACCAUUUCUUCAGAUUGGAAUUCAAUGUCAGCAAAAAGAAAUCUCAAUGUUGAUAUAAAAAAAAAACUCGAAUGAGAACUAAGUAGUUUAAGACCGUAUGGUCGGUCCCAUAAAAUAAAUUGAUUAGACAUUCCUUCAUCAAAAUGUUCACGCAAAGGUAUCAAUCACGCAUUACUAUAUUAUCUAAGUUAUUGCUUUUAAUUUUUUUUUUAUGUUUUUCUUGUUUAACUAACAAAAAAUGGUUUGGUGAACUUUGGUGCCUUAGCUUUUUUUUAAUUAAACGUUUAUACUGCCUUUACACCGUCCCCUUUAAGUCACUUAUCGACCGAAUUAAACUUUUGGAACUGGCAAUACUAAACCGUGUUUUUUUUUAAAGCGCUCGUGGCGUGUUCUUUUAUCUCAGUGCUUCGUUUAGUGAAUUGGUUAAAAGUGAUUUAGGCUCAAAGAUAGUUUUAAUAAGUUGCCUUGUGUACUGAGCUUAAGACGUCUCUUGGUUAUAAAUAGCCACGUGUAUGUAGACGCGGUUUUAAAUGAAUUUUAUGUCUUAACCCUAUGACUGCCGUGUUGGGCAACGGUGCCCUACGUGGCGCACUGAAGUAAUUACAUCAAUUUCAGUAACUAAGGCGCCGGAAUAUCUAGUAGUCUCUGGGAAAGACGAAUCCGAAGAUAUGAAUAAAUGAAGAAUGAAUCGUAUUUCUAAGAGACCUAAAACAUUAACAAACAAAAGGCAAAGUUAGGCAAUCCAGACGCUUGAUAACAGUAAUCGAUGUAAUUACUUCAGUGCGUCGCGUAGGGCACCGGUGACCUACAUGGCAGUCAAAGGAUUAAGAGAAAAUGGGAAAACAAUUUGCACAUAACUACAGAAAUUAAACUACUUUUGUUGACUAAGAGCUCUACACGGGACAAAGUGAGGCGUAUUGAAUGUGCCCAUUGUUGCGAUCUCUAUAUACAGGGUGUAACAAAUUAUUCCAACACCAGACCAAAUUAUUUAAAUUGCUCUUUUAAACACUACUGUUUUAUGUAAGGUCGCCCAGUGGUCGUAUUUCGACCAUGACCACUGACCCCUCAAAACAUAAGUUUGUUUUUCUCUUUUCUUUUUAAUAAUUUUACUUGUGCAGUGCAUAAAAAAAAAACAUUCCUAGAUUUUCUUGUUGAUUAUAAGAAAUAAAUAGUAAAUUUAAAGCGGACAUGAUAUUUAUAGCACCAGGAAUCGUCCGAAAAAGGGCAUUCGCUUUUGGGGAACAGCUCUGGCUCCUCACAGAAUAAUUGGAUUAUGUUUUCUUUAAACUGUUGUAGAUCUACAAAAUGUAUUCCGUUUGCUGGUUGACCAGGAUAUCAUGGUAGAUAAAUUAAACAAAAAAAACUUAUCGAAUUUAAUAAUGUAUUUUCAAAUUUUAAUUUAGAAUCUCUCAUAGAUAAUAAACUUAGUUGUGACUUUGAUCUUAUGUUAAUUAGACGAUUGAUAAUUGAUAUAACGCCUCCUUUGUUAAUAAUAUUUAUAUUAAAUGAUUACGAAAUGGUGCUUGUAUUAAAUAUCACUAUUUUUAAGUCUCAAUAUUAAUGUUUAAUGUAUUCGUGAUAAGUUCAGUGUAUAAUGAACAGUGAAUAAAUUGUUUUAAAAUAUA